AUCAUCUCCUCUCCCUCAUUUUCUCCCCUUUCUUAUUCAUACCAACCCCACAAAAUAGCCAAUAAAAAAAAAUAUAGAAAAGCCACCAAAACCAAACGUAUAAUCUCUUUUCCGUAACGUUUGGAUCAUCAAACACCCACCAAGAGAACCAACAAUCAACAAUGUCGGAUUCCUCGCCGGACGCCGCCGCCUCAACCUCUUCCUCCGCCACCGGCGUCGUCCCGUCCCACUCCCCAUCAAGCUCCCUCUCAAAAAUCCAAGCCUCCAUCCAAACCCUCUCCGCCAUCGUCCCAUCCAUCCCACCGUCCCUCCUCACCUCCGAGAACCCGGCCCUCUACCUCCUCCACGACCCUGACGUCUCCGCCACCAUCUCCUCCCUCCUCCGCCGCCCCGACUCCGGCUCCGGCGACAACAACCUCUGCCGCUGGCUCUACGACACGUUCCAGUCCACCGACCCCCAGCUCCAGCUCGUCGUCGUCCGCUUCCUCCCCGUCAUCGCCGGCUCCUACCUUUCACGCGCCGCCUCCUCCGGCCUACGCGCCGGCAAGACCCUUGCCGGCUUCGAGGCCGUCCUCCUCGCUCUCUACGCCCACGAGACGACGGCGCGCGACGGAAACUCCGUCACCAUCAACAUCCCGGACAUCUCCCACCCGUCCAUCUACCACGAGUCCAAGAUCCCUCCGUCGAAAAACAACGCCACCGUCCUCAACAUCGCCGUCAUGUCGCCGGCGCUCGAGCCCCACGGCACUGUGCGGUCCACGCGCCGCGGGAGGAUCGUGGGCGUGGCGCUCGAGCUCUAUUACAGCAGGAUCUCCCAGAUGCCCAAGGACUCCAAGAUGGAGUUCUGCGAGUUCUCUGAGAAGUGGGCCGGAAUCUCGCGGCCCAAAUCCAGUGGGUCGGAUGGAAAGGCCCGCGAGGAGGGAGAGGGAGGAGGUGGGAGGAUACCUCUGCCGUGGGAGGUGAUGCAGCCCGCGCUGAGGAUAUUGGGCCACUGCAUAAUGGGGCCCAGUAAGGAUGUGCAGCUGUACGACGCGGCAUGUGGGGCCUGCCGGAGCUUCCACGCUCGGGCUUUACAGGAUAUGGACGCGAAGGCGAUUCUGGCGACCGGAAGUCUUCUCAGGGUGGCGGAGAUGUCGGUGGAUCCCAAGAAUAAUGUUGAUCAUACGGAGAUUAAAUUUACGGAAAGUAUUACCGUUUGAAUAAAUGAAGGUUUAUUUUUAUUAUUCUAUUUAUUGUUGUAUUUAAUGAUACUUAGAUUAGGUGGAUUAAUUUGUAAUGUUUUGAACAUCAAGUUACUCAAGUGGUAAGAUAUGUGAUGACACCAUGCUACGGUUCAGGCGGUCGGGUUUGGUUUUGAUCCGGAAAUAGUUAAUCUUAGAAUUUCGUUCGAGUCGAUAUCUCAAAUUGUGAAUUAUGUCCCUAGUCGAGUUUCUUUGUUUUAGAGCGCUGGCCUGGAUGUGAUCGAUGUUUUUAUCUGUUUGGAAAACCCACUAUUUUGUUGUUUGUACGAUGUAAUUUUUUAGACUUUCUGGUUAAUUAUUCCAUUACGAUUUACAAGAAUACAAAUAGUACAUCAGAUCGAGAGUUCUUGCGAUGGUAAAGAGAAGUCACCCACGAAGGGGGAAAAAUGGAAUCGUGAGAACUUUCCUAGCUAGAAGAAUUAUAGAUUGUGGAGAGCUAGCUAGGUGAUGCAUUGUACACUAGUAGCAUACAAAAUCAAAUCAUAAAUGUGAAUUAGUGAAGAAGCCAAAAGUAAACUCGUGGAAAGUUUGGGUAGUGAAAAAUAGCUAGAAGACGAUUUGAUGACUUGGUCCAAACAUAUAUAGGUGAGAUUAUAGAGAAAAGACAUAUAGGUGAGAUUAAACAUUCAUCAUGCUAAAACUCUACUCUUUUGACAUUCAUUUAGAAUGAGCUUUGCUCUUGUAAUGUCAAUUGUUUAUGACGAGUGAUGAUGUUUAUUUGCAAAUUUCUCACCUCGUAUAAAAGAAAGGGUAAAAUCACUUCAAUGUGUGAUUCAACAACUUCCAUUUAGACGCGGUGGCAUCGCUAUCACUAUCCUACUAAACUUCAUCAGUCGCCAUAUGAUUUCUGUGCUUCUGCUAGACUCUGUUCUCCCCGAAAUUACCGAAGCUUCCAGUUCUCUGUGGCAAAGAUGUCUUUGGAUUCUAAGAAUAAUGUUGAAUGUACGGGGAUUAAAUCUACCGAGAGUAUCAUCAUUCGAAAUUAUCGACGGUAACAAAGUUUGUCCGUGUUGGGACGAUCAUUUUGAGGAGGCAUACAGCUUGAGGAACGAUUCUUGAAAAAGAAUCGACUUCGGUUAUGUUUCUUCCGAGAGUUGUUUCCUUAUCAUUGGUUUGAUAAUUUUUUGCAUAUAAAGACACAAAUGUAUCUACAUAGGAAUUCGUUGAAUCACACACCACAUUAACGCACACGUAAUUCAGUAACAUUUCGUUCGGUCGAUUUCCAAUAACAAAAGAACACAUUCGAGAGUUCAUGUAAUGGAAAAGAAAAAGUCACAUAGGGA
Messenger RNA from Linum trigynum, 2524 nucleotides. NCBI's taxonomy places the organism in Eukaryota, Viridiplantae, Streptophyta, Magnoliopsida, Malpighiales, Linaceae. The record is from the annotation of a GenBank genome assembly.